CCACCCCUCAACAACACCCGACGCAACAACUUUCCAUGAAAAACUUAACCUUAUCGUUAUAAAACAACAAAAAACCUCCAGAAAUGGACACAAGUGCCAUGUCCACAUCUGGACUGCUGGAAUGGGAGUUUUCAUUGCCAUCCGAUCAAAUUAUAUCCCAUGGCUGGUAUCACGGAGCUCUAAGUCGCACUUCAGCUGAAAACCUUCUGCAGCAAGAUAGAGAAUUUCUGGUUCGGGAUUCAUCCUCCCAACCCGACAACUACGUCCUUAGUUGUCGGUCUAAUGGGCAACAUCUCCAUUUCGUGAUACAGCGGAUCGUAGUCCAUCCUGAAACAGUAUACGAAAGAUACCAGUAUCAAUUCGAAGAUGAAGCUUAUGAUACCGUAGCAGAUCUCAUUACAUCAUACGUUGGAUCAGGGAAGCCCAUAUCAGCAGCAUCAGGGGCCCGGAUUCAAUACCCGGCGAACCGUGUUGUGCCUCUGACGAAUUACAUUCCGAGUGAUGAUGUCAGCUCCGCUAUGUCACCUGUGGGCGACGCCGCAAAUUACGGCAACCCUUACAGUCUCUACAGCCAUUUUGCAGCCAAACCAGGGUUAUUACAGCUAAGAGUGCCUUUUAAAAAGCAACGAUCACAUUCACUCACUCCAAUCGAUAUGGGCCAACAUGUUAACCACGGAAAAAGCGCUAGCGCCGACGGGGUAAUUCAAAGUCAAACGAACAAGCACAACAAAAACUUUUCCAGCGAAUCUAAUUCCAGUUCCAGCACAUGGGAUGCUAACUUGCCGACUAGCCCUCCAGCUAAGCCGGCGAGGUACGACGGACCAAAAGCCGAUGAGAGGCGUUUAGAACUCCAGCGUUUGUACCAUGUUUCUGGAUCAGACUCUGGCAAUGGUUCGGGGGAUUCCACUCAGAGCUCAGCCCACAGCGACCCUAACAAACGAAUCGAGUCGGACUACAAUUUGGUGACACCCACCAUAAAGCAGCAAUUUGAUUACGACCUAACGGAAGCGAGGCUGUUGCAAGCAGAAAACUUGGACUAUGUCGUUGAUUCCAGAAUAAAUCUGGAGAAUUUCCAUUCACAAAUAAUUCCCACUGGUUUGACGAAGCCUCUGGAGUCUGAAACGCUGCAUACCAUAAAGUUGCUCCUCAGGACAUCAGGCCCGCGGAUAUUGGCGAAUCAUAUGACGAAGGUUGAUUUGCAUUUUCUUUUGGAUGAUGCAAUUCAGAUCGAGGGAUUGGACAAAACUGCAUCAGGUUUAGAGUUGUGCUUCUUACCGCAAGGCAGACCUUUGCGAAUGGACGUAAUUGAAAGAGUGGAAACUUAUCGUCUGCUGAUUGCCGUGACUAUCCUGACUUGCCAGACGGACAGACAGAGAGCUGACACAAUCAAUGAUUGGAUACUGCUGGCAGUUGAAACAAAAACCGCUCUUGGGAAUCUGUAUGGCUUUUCAGCCAUUAUGUUCGGAUUAUGUAUGCCACAGGUGGAGUGCCUCGAGAAUGCAUGGAACAUACUUCGGCGCGUGUAUACUGACAAUGCCUUCAUGUUCGAGGCGAAGCUACGCCCUUGCUUCAAAAGCAUGAAUGAGGGAACUAACCCCUUACCUCCUAAUACCACCACACCUUACGUCUUGCCUCCUAUACUGUGCUUCCAUUUAUUUGACGGUGAAGGCGGAGGUCUGAUGCCGCCAGACGACACCUUCCCUAGCAGUCUGAUGAACACCCUGGACUUCGACUUCAACGCGACGGCUGCCCACCUCGAGACCGCGCGCCAAUUCCCAAACCAAGUCGACACCUUCAAGAGAAACGCCAGAACUGUUGUCCAGGAGAUGUCUUCUCUCGGUCCGACCCUCGACCCCACUUUACUGGAACUAUUCAGAACAGAAUUCCACAUCAACUUCCUCUGGGGAGAGAGGGGAGCCUUAACCACCCCCUACCAGAGAUUCGCGAGGCUAACCGACAUUCUCACUGCAAUGGCGAAUAAGCUGGCUUCUCAACCAGCAGAUGUUGACGAUGUUGUUUAAUGUUUCGUUUGUGACUGAAUUGUUAGUUCAUAAAAUAAACUCAUUAGUGUUCAUGUAUUAUAACAGAUUAAAUUUUGCAUUGCGAUUUAUUAUUUAUGCUCGCUGUCCAUCGAAGCUGUGUGCAAGUUAUGCUAAAAUAAAUUAAUUAGAAAUAUUACUACUGAUUUAUACUAGUUAUUUUAUAAAUAUUACAAAAAGCUUCUACGUUCGCAUAUUAAGAGUAGGUUUACCUACCCAAAAAUAUUCUGA
This is a messenger RNA of Ostrinia furnacalis (Asian corn borer), 2270 nucleotides long. Its product is annotated as breast cancer anti-estrogen resistance protein 3. The record is from RefSeq and is a predicted model, not a curated record. The coding region runs from base 84 to 2021 and encodes 645 amino acids. The transcript has 6 exons. Gene Ontology annotation, molecular function: phosphotyrosine residue binding; guanyl-nucleotide exchange factor activity. Lineage: Eukaryota; Metazoa; Arthropoda; Insecta; Lepidoptera; Crambidae. Gene Ontology annotation, biological process: positive regulation of peptidyl-serine phosphorylation; small GTPase-mediated signal transduction.